AUGGUGACGGGGUUGGACUCCGCCGACGGCGACGUCCACCAAUGGAAGAAGAUGCCUUUUGAAGGGGAAAAGGUGUUAACAGGACCAGAGCUCAUUCAGCAGACGACUGAGAAAGUGAAGCUGAUUCAAGAAAGGUUGAAGACGUCCAGGAGUCGACAUAAAUCUUAUGCUGACAAGAGGAGAAGACACUUGGAGUUCGAUGCAGGAGAUCAUGUCUUCCUUAGACUACAUCCGACCACUGGUGUAGGGAGAGUUAUCCGACCAAAGAAGUUGUCUCCCAAGUUCGUCGGACCUUAUCAAAUCUUGAGGAAGAUUGGGCCAGUUGCGUACGAGUUGUCUUUGCCGCCUCAGUUAUCAAACUUGCAUCCAGUCUUUCAUGUUUCUCAACUCCGGAAGUAUGUAGCCGACCCCUCUCACAUAUUGGAAUUAGAAAACAUUCAUCUUCGUCAAGAUCGUACGUUGGAGAUGCAGCCGGUACGCAUUGAAGGCAGUGACACCAAAUACUACAGAAGAAAAGCAGUCAGAUUGGUAAAAAUAGUGUGGGACGAGAAGACAGGAGACUCUACAUGGGAGGUGGAAGAUGCCAUUAAGGAUUUGUAUCCCCAUCUGUUCGAGACUCAGUACUAA
Molecule: messenger RNA, 627 nt
Organism: Vigna angularis (adzuki bean)
Lineage: Eukaryota; Viridiplantae; Streptophyta; Magnoliopsida; Fabales; Fabaceae
Exons: 2
Coding region: 1-627 (208 amino acids)
Source: RefSeq, a predicted model, not a curated record